Molecule: messenger RNA, 843 nt
Organism: Symbiodinium sp. CCMP2592
Lineage: Eukaryota; Dinophyceae; Suessiales; Symbiodiniaceae
Source: the annotation of a GenBank genome assembly
AUGGCGAAUAUGGGGGAGAAGCUCCUGGUGCUGUUGACCUUCCUCUUCAGCCUGGUGAUCAAUGGUUUGGCGGCGAGCGGUUCCCUUUCCGCCCUCACCAUCGCCGAAGUGUCCGACAAGUACCCGACCUAUGUCACACCGGACAGGUUGACCUUCGCCGUCUGGGGGGUGAUCUACCUGCUCGAGCUGUUGCUCGUAGUAGCUCAGUUUGGCACCAGUGAGCGUACAGAGAAGGCUUUGUCUAAACCAGGUUGCCUGACAACCCUCCCGGUUCGUUGGCGCUUGAUCAUGGCCUUCUUGCUUAAUGCGCUUUGGCUGCCGCUCUACACCAACUUGCAGUUUGGGAAGGCGCUGCUGGUCAUCAUUCUCUACUUGAUACUCCUUAUCUCGAUCUACAUCGACGUCAACACGGUUUCGUUGCAGUCAUUUUGGGAGUGGGUCGUGUACGGCUCGGGCAUUGCCUGCAAUCUCAGCUGGGUGAUCGUGGCAACCCUAGCCAACAAGUUCAAUCUGGCGGCAAGCUAUGGCGUUGGCAUUGAUCAGUAUGGAGUUGCCGGGACGCCCCAUCUUGCGAUUUUGUUGGUUGCCCUCCUCGCUGCCAAAGCCAUCGUGAUGGGCACCGUGCGGAGCGACCUUGCUUGGUCCUUGGUGGCGGUUUGGUUCCUCGCCGGCCUCUAUCGCCAGCACACCUACCCCAGCAACUUCCCUCAGGAGGCCAUGAGCCGGACCCUGGCUUUGGUCUGCCUCUGGUCCGGCUGUGUCGUCAGCUUGGCCACGGUGUGCGGGCUGUUCAUGAGCUCCUCCAACGGCGCGUUCCGUCCGAACGAUGGGGCGGCAGAAUGA